CUUGGCGCGCGGCAUUAACCUGACGACGUCAUUUUCAGAAAAGUCUAUCGAUAAGAAAGUCAAGCUAUCCCGGACUAUCUGCACUAUCAACGCUAUCAGGAGCUCAAAAAUUCAAUUGACUCUUUAAUUUAUUAUUAGAUACGUACCUCCUAUUAUAAUUUCCUCUACAAGCUAACUUUCCUUUGUUUCUUAAGAGGUAGCCUUCAUAAUUGCCAUGAUAGCUCGGAGCGCAUCACGAUACUGCUUAAAGCUGCGACCUACCUUGGCUCGUCCAGUGAGCCAAUACAGCCGACAAUGGUGUCGUCGAUAUUCCAUACCUUCGGGUCCUCUGCCGACUGCUAGCUCCUCUAGCUCUACCGGAAUGCUGGCGCCCUUCGUAAAUGAGUUGGAUAAAAUUGCACCAUCAUUCCACAUCAACGGGUCGCAAAUACGAAUCCUGAAAACACCUACUGAUUUCUACGAGGCGCUCAAGACCAGGAUACGUAACGCUAAGAAACGCAUAUUCUUGUCUACUCUUUACAUUGGGAAGUCAGAGAAGGAACUGAUCGCAACGCUCCAAGAUGCACUUCGCGCGAAUCCCGAGUUGAAGCUAAGCAUCUUGACGGACGCCCUCCGUGGAACUCGAGAAACACCUGACCCGUCUUGUGCAUCUCUCCUCGCCCCUCUUAUUACGGAGUUUGGCUCGGAUCGAGUUGAGAUUCGCAUGUACCAUACACCAAACCUUACCGGCUUACGAAAGAAGUAUAUACCCAAACGCAUCAACGAAGGAUGGGGCCUACAGCAUAUGAAGCUUUAUGGGAUUGACGAUGAAAUAAUUCUCUCAGGUGCGAACUUAUCGAACAAUUACUUUACCAAUCGUCAAGAUCGAUAUCACCUCUUUUCUUCGAGUGAAGUGACCAAUUAUUUCUGGAGACUCUACCAGGGCGUCACGUCACUUAGCUUUUUGGUUGAGCCCAGAAAUGAUGUCCCUGCAGGUUACAAACUACGCUGGCCCUCAACAAAUGCUGCUCCGUCCCCUCUAGAACACCCUGCCGAGUUUGUUUCCCAGGCUACACCACUUAUUAGUAGGUUAAUAUCCAGAGACGAAACUCUCAACAACCCCAAGUUGCAAGAUCAGGGCUCGCCUGUCUCGCGGAACACGAAGGUUUAUAUGCUUGGCCAGCUGUCCCAACUUAUGAAACCGGAUUCGUCCACCGAGCUCCCAGCGAUAACGCACAUCCUAAAGACACUCGCGGCACCAGAGUAUGCCGGCUCAGCGUGGACUUUUACGGCGGGGUAUUUUAAUCCAGCUCCAUCGCUUACGAAUUUGCUCCUCUCGACAGCUUCGCAAAACAACGUGGUGAUCACGGCGUCUCCGUUUGCAAAUGGGUUUUAUAAGUCGACGGGCGUAUCCGGGCUUUUACCUGAUGCAUACACGCUAUUAGCUCGGAGGUUUCUUCGCGCAAUCAAGGAGAAAAAGCGAGAUUCUACAGUAGUUCUCAAAGAGUGGAGAAAAGGCACUGUUAAUGAACCAGGUGGAUGGACUUAUCACGCUAAGGGGCUAUGGGUAACUCUUCCAAACGAACAACAUCCGGCGAUUAGCAUCAUCGGAAGCUCCAAUUAUACGAAACGAAGCUAUUCUCACGAUCUCGAAGCUGGCGCUUUAAUUGUAACUGAGGAUAAUGAUUUAAAGAAAAGAUUAGGCGACGAGCAGAAGUGGCUACAGGAAUAUGCAAGCCCUGUAACUUUGGAUGACUUGGCUAAGACAGAAAGGCGCGUUGGGUUAAAAGUGAGAAUAGCGAUGUGGAUCGUCAGUGUUGUCGGAGGCGCUCUCUAAUGAUCCAGCUCAUAUUGAUGAUAAGAUAUUCAAUUACCAUGGGAACGUCAACCAAAUUAUGCGACGAACCCAGGAAUUGAAAAACCUGUCAUUAUACUUGAAUUUCUUGAUGCAUACCAAACGUUUCGCUGCUAAGCGACGAAGCAAGAGAGAGGGAGAAAGACGAUCAUCUAAACGCAAGAAGAAGUGUCGGAGCCAAGCUGCGUUUACUCAAAAUGUAUAGGCGGAGCGACAUCCUCCGCAUUUGAUCUCACCACCUACCUACAAUGAUACC
Daldinia caldariorum is the source of this 2090-nucleotide messenger RNA. RefSeq lists its product as uncharacterized. Gene Ontology annotation, cellular component: mitochondrion. The coding region runs from base 215 to 1816 and encodes 533 amino acids. The record is from RefSeq and is a predicted model, not a curated record. Lineage: Eukaryota; Fungi; Ascomycota; Sordariomycetes; Xylariales; Hypoxylaceae. The transcript is spliced from 4 exons. Gene Ontology annotation, molecular function: CDP-diacylglycerol-glycerol-3-phosphate 3-phosphatidyltransferase activity. Gene Ontology annotation, biological process: cardiolipin biosynthetic process.